Molecule: messenger RNA, 1690 nt
Organism: Suncus etruscus (white-toothed pygmy shrew)
Lineage: Eukaryota; Metazoa; Chordata; Mammalia; Eulipotyphla; Soricidae
Gene: FTSJ1
Product: FtsJ RNA 2'-O-methyltransferase 1
Exons: 13
Coding region: 347-1312 (321 amino acids)
Biological process (GO): tRNA methylation; cytoplasmic translation
Cellular component (GO): cytoplasm
Molecular function (GO): tRNA methyltransferase activity
Source: RefSeq, a predicted model, not a curated record
UCGAGUGGGGAGCUAGCCUCACCCCAAACCUGGCUGGGCGGUCUGCGAUGACAAGCUCGCCACGCGUGGUCGCCCAGAGGCAUGCGCGAUCAACUAAAGCACAUGAACUGCCGCCCCACGUUUGCUUACCGCUUGUAGGACCUUGGGGCGGCUGGCGGCUUGAGCUUCCUUUUUCUGCUUCUCCCCACUCUGAAAUCUAAACCAGUCCCUAGGGUCCAGAGGCUCGCUGGCACUGUCCUUCGGGUGAGGGAAAGAGGAAAGUGCGCCCGUGGGGUUUUGCAGCCGCGUGAUCAGGCGGCUACACACCGCUUCCUGUUGGCAGGUCCCUGAGCAAACAGCCUGUGAGAUGGGCCGGACAUCCAAGGACAAGCGAGAUGUAUAUUACCGCCUGGCCAAGGAGAAUGGCUGGCGCGCACGCAGUGCCUUCAAGCUGCUGCAGCUUGAUGAGGAAUUCCAGCUCUUCCAAGGAGUGACACGGGCAGUUGAUCUGUGUGCAGCCCCAGGCAGUUGGAGCCAGGUGCUGAGCCAGAAGAUUGGGGGACAGGGGUCCUGCCACGUGGUGGCUGUGGACCUUCAGGCUAUGGCUCCAAUACCAGGUGUGUUACAGAUCCAAGGGGACAUCACACAGAUGUCCACUGCCAAAGAGAUUAUCCAGCACUUUGAAGGCUGCUCUGCAGACCUGGUGGUAUGCGAUGGGGCUCCAGAUGUAACUGGCCUCCAUGAUGUUGAUGAGUACAUGCAGGCCCAGCUCCUCCUAGCUGCUCUCAACAUUGCUACCCAUGUCUUGAAGCCGGGGGGCUGCUUUGUGGCCAAGAUCUUCCGAGGCCGGGAUGUAACAUUGCUGUAUAGCCAAUUGCGGGUGUUCUUCUCCAGUGUGGUCUGUGCUAAACCCAGGAGCAGCCGGAACUCCAGCAUUGAGGCCUUUGCUGUCUGUAAGAGUUAUGACCCCCCUGCGGGCUUCUUGCCGGACCUGACCCGACCCCUCCUGGAUCAUUCCUACGAUCCAGAUUUCAACCAAUUGAGUGGUCCCACCCGCAUCAUUGUGCCGUUUGUGACCUGUGGGGACCUGAGUGCCUACGAUUCAGACCGAAGUUACCCCUUGGAUCUCGAGGAUGGUUCUGAAUACAAGUACACUCCACCCACACAGCCACCCAUCUCACCACCGUACCAGGAGGCCUGUACGCUAAAGAAGAAAGGGCAGCUGGCCAAGGAAAUCCACCCUCAGGACUGCCCCAGCAGUAUAGUGGACAUACCUCGCCACACAGUGCUUUCCUCUGAGGUUGAAGACAGUGAAAUGAAAUGUUCACUUUAACAGAAUAAGGUAAAUGACAAGCUAAUACAACUUGGAAGCGGUUUGGUAUCAGGAAAGCCAGAAUUUAUGCUGAUGAAUUUGUUUUCAAGUAUCACCACAUCAGUCUCUCCUAUGUGUUUGAGCUUAAGGUGGGAACAUACAACAUCAUGAAAAACAUCCAGGAACCAAAUGCCCGCCAGUGCUGCAAUGGGAGUUCUCAAGUGAGGUCUUGAUGCUUCUCUAAACCUUUACAGGACUGACCUGAUUUUUUUUUAUCAAAAGCAGGGCUUUUCUAGCUGCAUAGAAAUUAGGACUAUCUUGAUGCAGUUGAUGGAGGAAAAUAUGAGAUCUUUAUUUUCACUGGCAUAACUGAAAAUUUGCUUUUCUUUCAAAUAGGAA